Molecule: messenger RNA, 2027 nt
Organism: Camellia sinensis
Lineage: Eukaryota; Viridiplantae; Streptophyta; Magnoliopsida; Ericales; Theaceae
Product: cytochrome P450 81Q32
Molecular function (GO): oxidoreductase activity, acting on paired donors, with incorporation or reduction of molecular oxygen; heme binding; iron ion binding
Source: RefSeq, a predicted model, not a curated record
AAAGUACAUUUCAAUAGGCCAAAGAAAAAAAGGAGAGUAUAUUUCAAGAAUGAAAAAUACACUCAUACGAUAUAAACAAGCCGGCCCAGCGGAUUCUCCAUAUUAGUCUUUAAAAGAGAGAGCAAAUACAAUUCAAUCCGACCACAGAAAAAUGGAAGAUGAAUAUAAUUUGUUCACUUUAGUCAUAUUUUCCAUCUUCUUGAUUUUAGUUUUCAAGUUAAUAUUUUCUAAACAUGCAAAUAAAAGAAAUCUCCCUCCGAGUCCCCCAGGCCUUCCGAUCAUAGGCCACCUCCAUCUCUUGAAAGAACCAGUUCACCGAACCUUGCAUCAACUUUCUAUCAAAUAUGGCCAUGUUUUGUUUCUCCGGUUCGGGACUCGCAAAGUCGUGGUAGUCUCUUCACCCACGGCUGUUGAAGAAUGUUUCACCAAAAAUGACAUCAUAUUCGCAAACCGUCCCAACUUGCUGGCCGGAAAAAUCCUCAAUUACAACAACACCACCAUGGGGUUUGCCUCCUAUGGCGAGUACUGGCGCAACCUCCGCCGCCUCACGUCUCUUGAGAUCUUCUCUGCUAGUCGCCUUGCCAUGUACACAACCAUCAGGGAAGAGGAGGUUAGGCUACUACUAAAGCAACUACACAUAAACUCGGGUGGCGAGUUUGUUGCGGUGGAGCUGAGGUCCAAGUUGGUAGAGCUGUCUUUCAAUAUCAUGACAAGGAUGAUAGCUGGGAAGAGGUACUUUGGAGAAGACAAGGUGAAUGAAGAAGCGAAGCAGUUUCGGGAUAUUAUGAGUGAGGUGGUGAAGCUUCAUGGGAAUUCGAAUUUAGGAGAUUACUUGCCAGUGUUCCAGUGGGUGGACUUUCAAGGGGUGGCGAAGAAGAUGAUGACGUUGAGGAAGAAGAUGGACAACUUCUAUCAAUUCCUUCUUGAUGAGCAACGUAAAAAGAGGACCGAGUCUGCUGCUCUAUCACUUGAUGAUGGAAGCCACAGCGGGAGGAAGAAGACAAUUAUUGAUAUUAUGUUAUCGCUGCAAGAUACUGAACCGGCAUUCUACUCUGAUCAAACUCUUAAAGGUCUUAUACUGACAUUGGUAGUUGCUGGUAGUGAGACUUCUUCGACAACUAUGGAAUGGGCAAUGUCACUUCUCCUCAACCAUCCAGAGGCAAUGCAAAAGGCUUUGGCUGAAAUUGAUGCUCAUGUUGGGCAAGGCCGCUUGUUGGAUGAGCAAGACCUCCCAAAAUUGAGUUACCUACAGAACAUUAUUAACGAGACACUUAGAUUAUUUCCGCCUGCACCACUUCUUGUGCCACAUGAGUCUUCAGAAGAUUGCACCCUUUGUGGAUUUGAGGUUCCCCGAGGGACAAUGUUGUUGGUCAAUCUGUGGACAAUUCACAGGGACCCCGAGCAGUGGACCAACUCAACAAAAUUCAUGCCAGAAAGAUUUGAAACAGGAGAAGGUGAAGGAUAUAAAUUAAUUCCAUUCGGUGCUGGAAGGCGGGCUUGUCCUGGGACUACCUUGGGAAAGCGGGUUAUGGCGCUAGCGCUAGGAAGCUUGAUUCAGACCUUUGAGUGGAAGAGGAUUGGCAAAGAGGAGAUUGACUUGACAGAGGGGACAGGUCUCUCCAUGCCCAAAGCCAAGCCUUUACAAGCUUUGUGCAAACCCUGCCAAGGCACCGCCAACCUCCUCUCUAAAGUGUGAAGCAUUUAUCCACUUUUGUUUUUUUGGUGUGUGGUGUGUGUUUUAAUUUAACAUGUAUGCCAGGCAUUCUUGCAGGCAGACCUUUUUAAGUUAAAUUUGGUGUUUAAAUUUGUAGUGAGACACUGUCUUCAUUUUUUCGUAAACCAAAGUGGCAACCUUGAAAUCAGACUGUCCUCUUUGAGGUUUGAGGCUGCAAGUUCAUCAGACGUUCAAAAAAUGCCAGUGAUCCUCUGCAUUCUGAGACCAUGACUUCAAGCAGGGUCAGGUUUAUGCUUCCUUACUACGCAAAAUAACUAGCCACUACUGCAUUACUAACAAAUCCAUCUUCUCU